AUGUCGCGAGAAAUCGUUUUUUUGCUGAUAGUAUUAUAUUGUAUUAUUAUCGAUAAAUAUUUAGUGCAAGCAUGUGGUUGUGCGACUUAUGUAUACAAACCUUACUUGGAAAAAACGAAGUUAUUAGGAAAAUUGCCAGAGACAAAAAAAUUGCACAGCCUUGCUUUGGUCGGAACUCAUCUAUCGGCGUCAUACACUACUCAAGACGAAACAUUGCGCACUCAAGAUUUAACUAUUCUGCAACAGUUGAAAUAUGGAGUUAGAGGGUUCGACAUCUCAGUGUGUCCGCAAUCAACACACUUUGAACUUUAUCCAUACCCUGUGAUGAAAGGUUACAAUUUUUACAACAUUCUAUUCGAGAUCAACAAAUUCCUAGAUGAGAAUCCGGGAGAAUUUGUGAUAAUGUUAAUUAAACAGAGCGAUUAUUGUGAUUAUUUGGGUUCAAUAAAAAGUAAUUGCGAGAUCAUAGAGGAGUACAUUUUCAAUGUUUGGGGUGGAUGGCGAAUGUUCAGAUCCCGAGAUCCGUCAUUCGCCGAGUGUUCAUUGGAUAUUAACUCACACUGUCUUACACAUAAAUUACAAACUUCGAUGGGCCGCAAAUUACACCAAAUUUUCUUCUUAACAUCAAUUAUUGUCAGAAAAAUCAAAAUCGCGAACCGGAAAUGCAAUGAAAACUUCCGAUGUUCAAUUCGCGAUACUACUUUUUUGAAUCAGUAUCUCAAUCGACAAACUUUGGCUCGAGAUGGUGGUUUCUCUUCGGGAGAUGAAUGUGGAGAACCCAUUAACCUGCUAAUGACUAAUAAUUUCGAGAAUUUGAACUGCGGAUUGAUUAUCGUAAUAGCUGACUUUGGGACUCAAGAUCUGAUUGAUAAAAUAAAUGACGGUAACUUCAAAAAUUAA
Molecule: messenger RNA, 900 nt
Organism: Cotesia congregata
Lineage: Eukaryota; Metazoa; Arthropoda; Insecta; Hymenoptera; Braconidae
Source: the annotation of a GenBank genome assembly